AGUUUUAAGCAUAACACGAGAUUUGGAACAAAAUAAUAUACAGCACGAGACAUCCGGCGCCGAAAUGAUUUUCUUCUCCGUCUGAAAACAGGCGUAGACUGCGUUCCACCGCCUCAGUUGCAGGAAUCAAAACGAAACCCUAGCUUACUGCAUAUUCCGAUAGAUUGCAAUUAUCCAGAGAAAACCCAAUUGCAAUUGGCGAAGAAGAGCAGCCAAACCCUAAGUAAACAAUCAGUAAAGUCCGUGUCCGUACAGGUAACACACAAUGGGAAAGAAGCAGCACAGCAAAGAUCGAAUGUUCAUCACCAAAACGGAGUGGGCCACCGAAUGGGGCGGCGCCAAAGCCCAGCCCACCUCCACUCCUUUCAAGCGCCUCCCCUUCUAUUGCUGCGCGCUUACGUUUACGCCAUUUGAAGACCCAGUGUGCACCGCAGACGGCAGCGUUUUUGAUAUACUGAAUAUAAUUCCAUAUAUCAGAAAGUAUGGGAAGCAUCCUGUUACCGGAGCUCCGCUGAAGCAGGAGAAUCUCAUACCGCUAACGUUCCACAAGAAUUCUGAUGGAGAGUUUCAGUGCCCUGUUUUGAACAAAGUUUUCACUGAAUUUACACACAUAGUUGCUGUGAAGACAACAGGAAAUGUCUUCUCCUAUGAGGCAGUUAAAGAACUAAACAUCAAGACCAAGAAUUGGAAGGAGCUCCUCACAGAUGAACCAUUUUCUAAGGAAGACCUGAUAACCAUUCAGAAUCCCAAUGCACUUGACAGCAAGGUUCUAGUGGAGUUCGAUCAUGUUAAAAAUAGUCUGAAAAUUGAUGAUGAAGAUUUUAAGAGAAUGAGUGCAGACCCCACCUUUAACAUUAAUGUAAAUGGAGAUAUCAAGCAGAUGCUCAAAGAGCUUGGAACUGAAAAAGGAAGGCUAGCUGCACUGCAUGGAGGAGGUGGCAGCAAGGCACAAAAUGAACGGGCUGCUGCACUUGAAGCCAUUUUAGCUGCAAGAACGCGUAUUAAAGAGGAUCCGAAAUCAAAAUCAAAUGGGGAGGUGAAAGCUCAGGCAUAUAGUAUUGUGGAUGCUGCUUCUGCUUCUGUGCAUGGAAGAAGUGCUGCUGCCGCCAGAGCCACAUCAAGUGACAAAACUGCUGCUCGAAUUGCUAUGCACAAGGCUGGUGAGAGGGCACCAGUGAAUGCAAAGAUGGUAAAGAGCAGAUUCACCACGGGUGCUGCUUCCAGAUCUUUCACUUCUACCGCCUUUACUCCUGUUACUGAAAAUGAAUUUGAAUAUGUCAAAGUUGAGAAGAAUCCAAAAAAGAAAGGAUAUGUACAACUACACACAACACAUGGUGAUUUGAACAUUGAGCUACACUGUGAUAUUGCCCCCAGAGCUUGCGAGAACUUCAUCACUCUUUGUGAACGUGGCUAUUAUAACGGAGUAGGUUUUCAUAGAAGCAUUAGGAAUUUUAUGAUUCAAGGUGGUGAUCCUACUGGUACUGGGACAGGAGGGGAAUCUAUAUGGGGAAAGCCUUUUAAUGAUGAAGUGAACUCCAAGUUACUGCACUCUGGAAGGGGUGUUGUUAGUAUGGCUAACAGUGGGCCACACACUAAUGGCUCCCAAUUUUUCAUCCUUUACAAAUCUGCAAAUCAUUUGAACUACAAGCAUACGGUUUUCGGUGGAGUUGUCGGUGGCUUGACCACAUUGGCAGUAAUGGAAAAGGUUCCUGUUGAUGAUAAUGACCGACCUUUGGAGGAAAUUAAGAUAACAAGUGUCACAAUUUUUGUCAAUCCUUACACAGAGCCUGAUGAAGAAGAAGAAAAGGCCAAAGCUGAAGAGAAAGCUCAGGAUGAAGAUAAUGACAAGGUUGGGUCAUGGUUUAGCAAUCCUGGUACGGGAGUGGAAUCUGGCCUUGGUGGUGGUGGUGGUGUUGGGAAGUAUUUGAAAGCAAGGAGUGCUCUACCUGAACCGGCUGCUGUUGGUGCUGGUCUGACAGAGCUUCCUUCAACAAAGAAAAGAAAAUCAGGAGUUUCCGCGUCCAAUUUUAAUGAUUUUUCUUCAUGGUAGUUGGUAAAUUUCCCUAAUGUUGUAUUGUACCGUAUGUAGAUAUUGUUUUGGAAGAGUAGACCGAGCAUUGUAACCUAUUCUUUUGAAGGUAUAAAAAGAGCAGAUCGAACGUCCGGGGGAUAAACAUUGCUUAUGAUUCUACUUGAAAUUAACAAUAACAGAAGUUUUCAAUUAAAAUAGCAGAAGUUUUCAAUC
Messenger RNA from Malus domestica (apple), 2245 nucleotides. Its product is annotated as peptidyl-prolyl cis-trans isomerase CYP65-like. Gene Ontology annotation, cellular component: catalytic step 2 spliceosome. Lineage: Eukaryota; Viridiplantae; Streptophyta; Magnoliopsida; Rosales; Rosaceae. Gene Ontology annotation, biological process: protein peptidyl-prolyl isomerization; protein polyubiquitination; protein folding. The record is from RefSeq and is a predicted model, not a curated record. Gene Ontology annotation, molecular function: peptidyl-prolyl cis-trans isomerase activity; ubiquitin protein ligase activity.